Drosophila novamexicana is the source of this 596-nucleotide messenger RNA. It is a transcript of the gene mRpS6, whose product is annotated as probable 28S ribosomal protein S6, mitochondrial. NCBI's taxonomy places the organism in Eukaryota, Metazoa, Arthropoda, Insecta, Diptera, Drosophilidae. Gene Ontology annotation, biological process: translation. The record is from RefSeq and is a predicted model, not a curated record. The transcript has 2 exons. The coding region runs from base 113 to 556 and encodes 147 amino acids. Gene Ontology annotation, molecular function: small ribosomal subunit rRNA binding; structural constituent of ribosome. Gene Ontology annotation, cellular component: mitochondrial small ribosomal subunit; ribosome.
AUUCACCAAAACAAAUUUUUACAUGCGGUGAUUUGGUUUUUAAUUUGUUAAUAACAAAAAUAACUUAGCAGUGCUAUAAAGGCGUUACUUUUAGUUGACACAGACCGAUAAAAUGCCUUCCUAUGAAUUGGCGCUGGUGCUGCGCCAGCUUCCGCGGCCGGAAUUAAUUUCAGUCAUAAAACGCACAGCUGAAGCAAUAUUCGAUAAAGGCGGCAUUAUUCGCAAGUUUGAAAAUCUCGGAACACGUGCCUUGCCAUUCAAGGUAAGCGAACAUGGCGUUGUACACCGGGAAGCGACCCACUUUACGAUUACGUUCGACACGGCGCCCACAAAACUGUCGGAUCUCAAGGAGGAGUUCGGUCGAGACAUCGAUAUAAUACGCAGAUACAUCUUCAAGGUGGAGGAACCAGAGGAAUACAAGUGCACAUUGCAUGAGGAAAUGCUGCCGCCAGCCUAUCGCAAGGAUGUGCAGGAGUUAAUUGAUAUCGCCAAAAGGAAACAGAAGCCUAAAUAUAACUACAACUCAGGACUGGACUAUUAUCCCUUCCAGAAGUAGACUCAAAGAAGGUUUGAACAAUAAAAACUGAACUGUUAAA